Molecule: messenger RNA, 2285 nt
Organism: Lotus japonicus
Lineage: Eukaryota; Viridiplantae; Streptophyta; Magnoliopsida; Fabales; Fabaceae
Exons: 8
Coding region: 222-1607 (461 amino acids)
Source: RefSeq, a predicted model, not a curated record
UCCCCAGCUGUUCACUUCCAUUGGAUCAACCGAAGUUCUAGGAACAUUGUUUGUUUGUUCUUGACUUCUUGUUUGCUCCUUUCUGUCUCUCUCACUACUUUUCUUCCAAAUUCCCAACCAAAUCAAUGUCUUUUCUUUUCUUUCUUCCUUCUCCUCCUCCUCCUUCCACCAAAGUAAACUAAACCCAGUCACUCACUUGAAUCUUUCUCUCCAGUUUUGUAAUGGUUGUUGUCCAAGGUUCCAAGGUAACCCUCCCAACCCCUUGUUCCCUCUCUUCCCCUCUUCACACAACCUCCAUCCUCUUUGAACCCACUUCACUCUCUCUUGCCCUCACUCACUCUGACUCUUCCCUUUCCCUCUACCCUUCCUUCUCACCUUCUUCUUCUUCUUCUUCUCUUCCAAUCCCACAAACCCUAAUUCCACCCCCUUCUUCCUCCUCCACCUUCCUCCUCCUUCAAUCCUCCACAAACCCUAACCCCUCCGUGCUCUUCCUCGUCUCCUCCCCUCACCGCGCCGGCUCCCAGAUCCUCCUCCGCUUCUACCUCCUCAACCCAAAAACCAACGCUUUCGCCGCCGUGCCGCGUGUUCUAUGCUCCCAGAGGGACCUCCGCUUCGAGUCCAAAUUGGGGGUCUUGCUCGAUGCCAAGCAUGGGGCUUCUCUCAAGCUCGCCGGCUCCGUCAAUUACUUUGCCCUGUACUCUGUUUCCUGCUCCAAGGUUUGGGUCUUUGCGGUCAAAAUGAUGAUGGGUCAUGAUCAUGAAGAUGGUAUCAAGUUGAUGAGGUGUGCUGUGAUCCGGUGCUCCAGGCCUGUUUGGUCCCUGAGCAUUUCGUUUGGUUUCUUGCUUCUCGGUGAAGAAAACGGGGUUAGGAUUUUCGCCCUGAGAAGGCUGGUGGCUGCUAAGAGAGUUGGGAAUUCGAGUUUGAAGAAUUUGAGUUCGAAGCAGCAGCAGCUUCCUAAUGGUGUUGUGGGUCGUGAUCGGCAUGGAGGUAGGGAUCGACGCCAUGGUGAAGGGGUUUUGGAGGCGACUUGCAAUGGUGAUACGGAGGCGAAAGUUGAAAAACAUGGUGUUGCUGUAAAGCAGACAAAUGUUAAAUUUAAACAUGACCAAAAUGAUGGAGGUGCAUGUUUUGUGGCAUUGAAGGGAAAUGAGAUUGAAACAAAAUCCAUUGCAAAGGUAUCCAUGUCCGUAAAGGCUAUUUCCAUUCAGGCUCUGACCCAGAGGAUGUUUCUGAUCUUGGACUCACUUGGAGAUUUACAUCUGCUACGCCUGUCAAAUUUUGGCAUAGGAGUAGAUAUCACUGGUCAUGUGUGGCAACUGCCUCAUGUUAUGAAAGUGCAAAGUCUGACAGUUCUUCCUGAUGUAUCCACAGUACCCCAGACUGCCUGGAUAUCAGAUGGAUGCCAUUCUGUCCAUAUGUUCAGUACGGCGGACAUGGAAAAUGCUUUAAAUGAAGCAGAUGCAAAUAAUGAUGACCAAAAGCUUAUGCAUCUACCAGUUAUUCGAGUUCUUUUCUCAACUGAGAAGAUCCAGGAUAUCAUUUCUAUAGCUGCCAAUUCUGUUCUGAUUCUUGGACAAGGAAGCUUAUAUGCAUAUGCAAUUUCCUGAAGUUGCUUCGAUUUUUUAUCCUUUUCAUCUGGAAAUCAAUAUUCCUGGCUCCCUUGACAUUCUAAUGUAUGCUUGUAUGGUUCGUGCUGGAUAAAUUCUAUCUUUCAUAUCAGGUGCUCUGGUUGCCUCACCAUAGAAUGCAUCCCUAAGAUACUGGAGAUCUUGAAAGGUUAAUAGGAUCAUGGGGCUGGUUAAGUAUCUGUGCUGUUCCAAAAUUCUGGUGCUGCGGCGGUUAUCCACUGAUCAAAGCAAGCUUUCCUGCAAAACCUAUCACAUCAAACUGCAAGACUACAUGCCUCCAACAAAAAUAUUGGCUGUUCAUCCCUACUUGUUUGAUGCCCAUCUGACAAUCAUGGUUUUCUGCCAGGGAACUGAGCAGGGUUGAUAGAAAAGGCAUAUGAUCUUUGCUUCGCUUGUUGGAAUAGUGUCUAUGUGAUUGCAAUUUUCUGUUUCAAGCUUUGUUAUAUCCAUGGUCCUAUUAUGAAAUGUAUUUUCUGCAGUGAGAGGCUUAUCUGUUAUUGAAGCAGAAGAACAACUUGCGUUGAUCUCUAUUAUGUUUUGUUUGUCUGAACUUCACAAUCCUGAUACUUUUGAUGCUUUAAUUGUUAAUUUUGAUUAAUUUAUGCUUUAUUCCUAAGCCUGUAUGAAUUAUUUGGCUUAGGCAAGUAUCAUUCAUAA